CGCGUCCCUGUUUGCCAUGACUUCGACGACGUUUACGUACAUGUAAGAUCUUCGACACGCCGUGUCGCUGUCAUUGACCAGUGAGCACUCGGUCGUGCGACGCCUAUCGUCAUUUCCAAGAGCACACGUGCAGGAAAUAAGCCCCGCAGAGCCAUGAUUCUGCGAGAUUUUGCUUGGCAUCAUACUAAGCUGUCGUUCUAACCUGAAGACCUGCGUUUAGAGGAUGCGACCAUGACUUUAGUAUCAGUGGGGUGGAUACGGUGGAAGCACCGAAUCAUGCAGGUUGCGGUACCCAGCUGCCGAUGUAUAAGAUCGUGUACCGAGCCUCAAAAUACCUGUACUACAAUCACAGUCGGCUCCUCACUUUCAAGCCAGCAGCAGCAGAGAUGGGGUUGCUUCGGGCUCUAAGCAUCGCGUCUUUCCUCGCCUCCAACGUUAGAGCUGCCGUUUCAUCGACAGGUUUCACGGUGUCACUCACGGACGUGGAUUACUUCCUGCCCCCAAAGCCUGUUGCCAGCCUUGUUGGCUGUGAGGAGAUCAAGUCCUUGUUUCAUGAUGGGCUCUUUGUGCCUUUCACGGUUGUCAAGGCCGACGGCACCCUAGAUAUAGCGUCGAUUACGACUAGCUACGCUAAGGAUGAUGUCUGGCAGGAGGGUUUCCUGGAAGCCAUCUACGUGCUAGGAAGCAACAAGCCGGCCAAUGUCUCUACAAUCGUGCUAUCAGGCACCGCAUCCAGCGAGCUAGCGCCAGGACCUUACUUUAUCAACGCCGCUGGCCAAGUUUAUGAAGCUUGGAGGCUCUUCUCGGACGUGCAGGGAGCAUUCACCGAAUCAGCCAUUGCUAAUGGCGACGGCUCCUACUCCGUCUUACCGGCAGGCACUGUUGGCCAGAAGCAAGCAAUCGCUGUGCCAUCCCGGUUGUACUUCGAGAAAACCGCUGAAAAGCCCUUGGCGGGAGUUCGCAUUGGCAUCAAGGACAUCUAUGACAUCAAAGGCCUACGCACGUCGAAUGGAAACCGGGCAUGGUACUGGUUGUAUGCUCCAGCUAAUAACACUGCUCCACCGGUUCAGAACCUGAUCGAUGCUGGAGCCAUUAUUGUUGGAAAGAUGAUUACCUCCCAGUUUGCCAACGGCGAAACGGCUACGGCUGACUGGGUCGACUAUCACGAGGCGUUCAAUCCUCGCGGUGAUGGCUAUCAAGAUACUUCGUCUAGCUCGUCCGGCGGAGGGGCGGGUGCUGCUUCGUACGCAUGGCUGGACAUUACCCUAGGAUCGGAUACUGGAGGCAGUGUGCGUGGCCCAUCACAGGUUCAAGGUCUUUACGGAAAUAGGCCAUCGCAUGGGUUGGUCUCACUUAACCAUACAAUGCCGCUCAGCCCUGUCCUCGACACUCCUGGCUUGCUGGCUCGCAAUCCGACUCUCUGGAUGAGCGCUGCGCAAGCCAUGUACGGUCCUAACAUUACCAUCACUGAUACCUACCCUACGAAAAUCAAGACGCUGGCCUGGCCCACCUCGCCCAGUAAAGUCGCCAACAAACUCUUGAUCGACUUUCUCGGCAAUGUCACUGACUUCCUCCAUGCCAACGUUAGCGCAUUCAACGUCACGGCCUCCUUUAGCCAAGACAACCCCAACCUCGCGGAUUUGACCACUAUCAUGAACCUCACCUAUGCCCUCCUUAUCACCAAGCAGCAAACCGAACUAGUCCGCAAACCCUUCUACGCCGACUACGCCGCUAAGCACGAUGGCCGUCUCCCCUUUGUCAAUCCCGUGCCAUUGGCACGCUGGGGCUGGGGCGACAACCAGACCCUGACCGUCGAUGAAGGCAUUGCCAACAAGACUGUAUUCAUGAACUGGGCCAACAAAACAUUCCUUGCUCCAUCCGCCAAGACGUGCUCUGACAGCUUAGUCAUGUAUGUUGGGUCCACGGCCAGCACAACCUAUCGCAACGCCUACUUGAAGGAACCCGGUGUGCCGUUUGGGUGGAGUAACAGCCGUAUUUCCAUCAUGUCUGAGGCACCGGACUUUGUCGUUCCACUGGGAGAGGCGCCGUAUAACUCUACCAUCACUGGACAUGUAGAGUAUCUACCUGUCACAGCCAACUUGAUGGCUGCGAAAGGCUGUGACGGCAUGCUCUUCUCGUUGAUCAAGGGUUUGUAUGAGGCGGGCAUCUUGAAGGAGAGUUUGGCGGGGAAGAGUGGCGUCACGGGUGGGGAGAUUUUGCUCAGGCGAGGCCUUUACGAGUACUAAUGAACUGCGAA
Cucurbitaria berberidis CBS 394.84 is the source of this 2257-nucleotide messenger RNA. RefSeq names its product amidase signature enzyme. The transcript has 2 exons. NCBI's taxonomy places the organism in Eukaryota, Fungi, Ascomycota, Dothideomycetes, Pleosporales, Cucurbitariaceae. Bases 387 to 2246 code for a protein of 619 amino acids. The record is from RefSeq and is a predicted model, not a curated record.